This is a messenger RNA of Oncorhynchus mykiss (rainbow trout), 1914 nucleotides long. The record is from RefSeq and is a predicted model, not a curated record. Lineage: Eukaryota; Metazoa; Chordata; Actinopteri; Salmoniformes; Salmonidae.
CAGGCAGGAAAGCUUCCAACCAGUCUUUUUGUUUGGAAGCUUUACUGUGGUCAUACUGUCUGGGUUCAUGUUGUAUCACUGGUCAUACUGUCUGGGUUCAUGGUGUAUCACUGGUCAUACUGUCUGGGUUCAUGUUGUAUCACUGGUCAUACUGUCUGGGUUCAUGUUGUAUCACUGUGGUCAUACUGUCUGGGUUCAUGUUGUAUCACUGUGGUCAUACUGUCUGGGUUCAUGUUGUAUCACUGUGGUCAUACUGUCUGGGUUCAUGUUGUAUCACUGGUCAUACUGUCUGGGUUCAUGGUGUAUCACUGGUCAUACUGUCUGGGUUCAUGUUGUAUCACUGGUCAUACUGUCUGGGUUCAUGUUGUAUCACUGUGGUCAUACUGUCUGGGUUCAUGUUGUAUCACUGUGGUCAUACUGUCUGGGUUCAUGUUGUAUCACUGUGGUCAUACUGUCUGGGUUCAUGUUGUAUCACUGGUCAUACUGUCUGGGUUCAUGUUGUAUCACUGUGGUCAUACUGUCUGGGUUCAUGGUGUAUCACUGGUCAUACUGUCUGGGUUCAUGUUGUAUCACUGUGGUCAUACUGUCUGGGUUCAUGUUGUAUCACUGUGGUCAUACUGUCUGGGUUCAUGGUGUAUCACUGUGGUCAUACUGUCUGGGUUCAUGUUGUAUCACUGUGGUCAUACUGUCUGGGUUCAUGGUGUAUCACUGUGGUCAUACUGUCUGGGUUCAUGUUGUAUCACUGGUCAUACUGUCUGGGUUCAUGGUGUAUCACUGUGGUCACACUGUCUGGGUUCAUGUUGUAUCACUGUGGUCACACUGUCUGGGUUCAUGUUGUAUCACUGUGGUCACACUGUCUGGGUUCAUGUUGUAUCACUGUGGUCAUACUGUCUGGGUUCAUGUUGUAUCACUGUGGUCAUACUGUCUGGGUUCAUGGUGUAUCACUGUGGUCAUACUGUCUGGGUUCAUGGUGUAUCACUGUGGUCAUACUGUCUGGGUUCAUGUUGUAUCACUGUGGUCAUACUGUCUGGGUUCAUGGUGUAUCACUGUGGUCAUACUGUCUGGGUUCAUGUUGUAUCACUGGUCAUACUGUCUGGGUUCAUGGUGUAUCACUGUGGUCAUACUGUCUGGGUUCAUGUUGUAUCACUGUGGUCAUACUGUCUGGGUUCAUGGUGUAUCACUGUGGUCAUACUGUCUGGGUUCAUGGUGUAUCACUGUGGUCAUACUGUCUGGGUUCAUGUUGUAUCACUGUGGUCAUACUGUCUGGGUUCAUGGUGUAUCACACUCACUAGCUCUUACAUUGACGUAUGUAAAUAUGUUAUUCAUUCAUUAAAUUCUUUUGAUUGAAUAUUCAAACCUCGUAUUAUUCCCAAGAUUUCACACAUUGCGGUAUAUGACUUUCUUAAUGGAUUCUCAUUUGUACUGGAACACUCAUUUAGCACAAAGUUAAAACAGGUGUUCUGUGGUUAUAGAGUUGUAGUUCUGUGGUUAUAGAGUUGUAGUUCUGUGGUUAUAGAGUUGUGGUUAUAGAGUUGUAGUUCUGUGGUUAAACAGUUGUUUGUAACAGUUGUUUGGAAAGCUUAGCCAACCCCUUCUCCUGAUAAUGAUUAAUUACUGGGAGAUAUUGCUCCAGCCAAACUAUUAACACACCUGCUUGUAAAAAGCAUGGUCCUGGUGAGCAGCUGAUUGGUUGAAUAACUUGUGUUAGAGCAGGGCUAGAGCUAAAGCCUGCACACCACUACCAGCAGAUGGCCCUGUUGGACAGCUGAUUUCAGAGUCUGUUUUCAGAACACACACACACACACACACACAGAGAUAAUGUUUCUACUCUCCUUCAGUAUUGUAACCGCUGACAGACAGAUGGAGGAUGAUUGGUGGAUAAUUGAGAAAUAAACAGGAACAUUUCCAUCAUCA